Messenger RNA from Psammomys obesus (fat sand rat), 1684 nucleotides. RefSeq names its product G-patch domain and ankyrin repeats 1 (gene Gpank1). Bases 514 to 1548 code for a protein of 344 amino acids. Gene Ontology annotation, molecular function: protein binding; nucleic acid binding. The record is from RefSeq and is a predicted model, not a curated record. The transcript is spliced from 4 exons. Lineage: Eukaryota; Metazoa; Chordata; Mammalia; Rodentia; Muridae.
GGGCGGGGCGAACGGAGGAACCACCGGAAGCGGAAGCCGAGUACAGCGUCUUCCUGACCAGGAAGCCUGGGAAAUAUAGUCUAAUGCUCGUCAGGCUCAGCGGGCUGCCGGGUGGCGUCGGCGGUCCUUCUCGUCCCUGCUGUGCUCUCUCGUCGCUCCGCUUCGGUCUUCCCUGCCGCCCCGGGGACUGACCCCGUCCCAGGCCAACCCACUGGACCCCGGUCCUCCUGUCAGGCCCGCAGCAGAGUUCGCUCGGGCUCAGGCAGGCGUAGAGGCGUGGCUCGGUGGUGAGGAACUGAAGUCGGGUGUGCCUGGGCUGCGCUGGGCUGCCCUGCGCGCUAACCUGAGGUUACAAGAGCGCCAUUUUGUGGUACGGAAGUGACAGUGCGACACCUUCCCCUCCCCCCCAAAACCUCUCGGAAUAAUGUCAUACCUGUUUUUCAUCUGGGAAAAGGAGACCCCUAAUUAAGAUCGAGCAAGAUCUGAAAGGUGGCGCUGAUAUUUCCUAACGCCAUGUCCAGAUCCUCCCUCAUCACGUUUACUCCAGCCACUGGCAACAGCGACCUCUGGAAGGAUGGGCAGCGCCAGUCACAGUGUGAGAAGCCAGAGCCUGCCCUGGACGGGGCUGCAGCCCGGGCUUUCUAUGAGGCGCUGAUUACAGAGGAGACGAGCACUUCCUGUAAGCCCCAGAGGCCUGAACCUGUCAGGGAGAGGACGAGGAAGAGGAGAAGGGUGACAGCAGGCGUCUCGAGACCAGGAGGACCCCUUGAGGAUGAAGACAAGAGGACGCAGUGCAUCCUGCUGGCAGCCCAGAAUGGGGAUCUGACAGAACUCCGACGGCUGCUGGAGCCCCGGGAGGCAGGGGGAGCUGGCGGGAACAUCAAUGCCCGCGAUGCCUUCUGGUGGACACCCUUGAUGUGUGCUGCCCGAGCGGGCCAGGGGGCUGCUGUGCGCUACCUUCUGGGCCGCGGGGCUGCCUGGGUAGGGGUGUGUGAGCUGGGAGGCAGAGAUGCUGCUCAGCUGGCUGAAGAGGCAGGCUUCCCUGAGGUGGCUCGCAUGGUCAGAGAGAGUCACGGAGAGACAAGGAGCUCCGAGAGCCCGAACCGGCCUCCCCGUUCCGCCCAGUUCUGUGAGGACUGCGGCGCCCACUUUGAGGACGCUAACCACCGAACAUCUACAGCUCACCUGCUCUCCUUGUCAAGGGGUCCCCAGCCCUCCAGCCUUGCCCUUGGAGUGCCCACCUCCAGCCCUGGCUUCAGGCUGCUGCUGAGGGGUGGCUGGGAACCAGGGAUGGGGCUAGGACCCCGGGGCGAAGGCCGUGCCAAUCCUAUUCCCACUGUCCUCAAGAGGGACCAGGAAGGGUUGGGCUACAGAUGCACGCCCCAGCCACGAGUCACACACUUCCCGGCCGGGGACACCCGCGCGGUGUCCGGGAGAGAGAGGGUGCCUCGUGUCGCCACGCUGAGUCAGAGGGAGAACAGAAAGAGAGCAGAGAAGGACAGAGCCUGGGAGCGAGACCUGAGACUCUAUAUGAACCUUGACUUCUGACUGGGCAGCCUGGCCCUGGCCUGUCUCCGCUGCACUUAGACCACUUGGACCUCCAGACCCUCCGGCCUUGGCUGUUGGGCUGUGCUCUUAGAGAAAAGGCUGAGAGUUAAGAGAUGAAUAAACGUCCCUCACUGUG